AUGACGGGGCUCUCCGGCCAGACCCUCUCUUUGGAGGAGCAGAAGCAGUUAGCAGUGAACAUCACCCAUGUCCUCUCUCUCUAUGGCUCCAUUGUGGACUCAUACAUCAUUGAGUUUUUCACCGAUAAUCUUUGGGGGAAGCUUCCUUAUUCCUGGCAGGCAGUGCUCACCGAUCUCCCCUCCCCGCAACUCGCUGCCGUCUUGCUCGAGAAAGGAAAACCGGAGGAAGUUUGUUACAGCGUGGUGUGGCCGCUCUCCUUGCUGGCCUUUAAAGCUACAGCGCACACAUUGGCUUUCUCCAGAAUGCCUUGUGGCAGAGGCGGCACAUCAGCAAACGGGAGGCCAGAGGAGUUCUGGGAGAACCGGUGUCAGAGCUCGAAGCUUAACCCCCUUUUCCGGAAGCACGUCAAGCCGAAAAAGCAGCAUGAAAUCCGGCAGCUCGGGAAGGUGGUGAAGAAACUGAGCGAGAUCACCAGGUGUGACCAGGUGGUAGAUAUUGGCUCUGGCCAGGGCCAUCUCUCUCGCUUUCUGGCCUUCGGUCUGGGUUUGACCGUCACGGCGAUCGAGGGAGACGGACGCCUGGUUGACAUGGCUACUAAGUUUGACCGAGAACUGGUGUGGGCGCUGGAGAAGGAGCAAGCGCGACAAGCCAAGGAUCCGGGGGAGAUCUCCCUCCGUGGGCCGAGCCACAUGGCGGGGUGGGUCGACCCCCAAGCACCAUGGCGGGAAUUCCUCCUCCCGCCGCAGCCAGGAAUAGACACAGCUCAUUCUCCCAUGGCAGAAAGCGGCCUGUCCCCAGAGGCCGGUGCCACCUACGACUUGCCAGGGCCACGGAAGAUCAUUCCCCCCACAGCCCCUUGUGGGGGUGGCAGAGAUGGGGCAGAGACGGGCAAGGCUGGAGAGAAGGGGCCAGGAGGAUGGAGCCGCAUGGCUGCUGCAAGGGAGGAGCAGGGGGGAACCCCAGAUCCCUUCGGAAGCAGAGGCCGUGGCUACGUUCCCAACGGGCUUCACCCUCUGUAUCGACCGAGCCGCCCAACGGCAGUAAAUCCCCUGGGGCCGCUGGCAGACGGCAGGCUGCUCCUGACCGGCCUCCAUGCGUGCGGAGACCUCAGCGUAGCCCUGCUCAGACACUUCACCCGCUGCCCCCAUGUGGUGGCCAUGACCUCGGUGGCCUGCUGCUACAUGAAACUCACCACUCAGGAGGAGCCGACCCCUCCUGGCCUCGCUGCACCGCCUCCUCCUUCCACCGACUGGCCUGAGUACGGCUACCCCCUGAGCGCCUGGGUGGCCGGCCUGCCGGGCCACGCCCUCUCCUACAAGGCGCGGGAAGUGGCCUGCCACGCCGUGGAGGACUACGCGCUGCGGCUGAGGAGCGAGAGCCCCAUCCUGCGGACUCACUGCUACCGCGCAACGCUGGAGACGCUGAUCCGGGCGGCUGACCCGGUGAAGAGACGCCUCGGGGUGCAGACGGUCAACAAGGCCCACCAGCUAGCCUUCGAGGAGUACGCCCGGCUGGGCUUGCAGCGGGUGGGGCUGGACCCCGCCGCCCCUCUGGAUCGGGCCUGCGUGGACGACAUGCUGGCCCAGCAACAGAACGUGGUGGCCUUCUUCAGCCUGGCCCUGCUGCUGGCGCCGCUGGUGGAGACCCUCAUCCUGCUGGAUAGGAUGAUCUACUUGCAGGAGCAAGGCUUCCAGUGCCAGUUGAUUCCCCUGUUUAACCCCAGCUGCUCGCCCCGGAACCUAGUGCUGGUGGCGGCCAAGGCUGGGCUGGACUCUGUGUUAUCCACGCUGGCAGGGGAAGACUGACUCACACCGGCUUCCAUUGAUGCAUGGGAAUCGCCUGCUGCGGCCCUGCAGCAGCCUCUGGGGAGGAACGUGGCAGCUGUUGAACAGCGUACGGGAAAGAAGGAGACACUCGUAAGAAAAGGCAGGCACUGGGGGAGUUCGGGGCUGCCUGUGGCAGGCUAGAGCAGCCUCAGAAAGUUCUGCCGCAGUUGCGUAUGGGGAGCGAGAUGAUGUGGCCCAUCCAGGACCAAUCCUUCCCCCUUCAGCCCCACUCAAGGGCAGGGAGGUUUCUUCUCCCCACCCACCGUUUCCUUGGGCUGGAAGAGUCCAAGGAGGAGCCAGCCCCAGGCACCACAGAAAGCCCAGCAGGGCCCAGUUAGGGACAACAGGCAGCAGCAGCAGCAGCUCCAGGUGCUGACUGGCUGGUUGCCCAAUCUCUGCACCUCCACCUGCCCGACCUUCCUGGCCUUGCAUC
Molecule: messenger RNA, 2260 nt
Organism: Emys orbicularis (European pond turtle)
Lineage: Eukaryota; Metazoa; Chordata; Testudines; Emydidae
Gene: METTL25B
Product: methyltransferase like 25B
Exons: 8
Coding region: 1-1806 (601 amino acids)
Biological process (GO): rRNA modification
Molecular function (GO): rRNA (adenine-N6,N6-)-dimethyltransferase activity
Source: RefSeq, a predicted model, not a curated record